This is a messenger RNA of Argiope bruennichi, 7605 nucleotides long. RefSeq lists its product as uncharacterized. Gene Ontology annotation, biological process: regulation of transcription by RNA polymerase II. The transcript is spliced from 21 exons. Gene Ontology annotation, cellular component: nucleus. Lineage: Eukaryota; Metazoa; Arthropoda; Arachnida; Araneae; Araneidae. Gene Ontology annotation, molecular function: DNA-binding transcription factor activity, RNA polymerase II-specific; RNA polymerase II transcription regulatory region sequence-specific DNA binding; zinc ion binding. The record is from RefSeq and is a predicted model, not a curated record. Bases 421 to 5619 code for a protein of 1732 amino acids.
UAUUUCUCUCAAUUUGUUGUGAAUUUGUGUUGUCGCCGAUAUUUCGUGUGAAACUGAAAAAGUCAUUACUAUUGAUGCAAUCACGUGCACUUACCAGUAUACAUUUUUAUAAAAUAAACUUUACAUUGUUGCAUAUUCAAGAAAAAAACAUUUGUGUCAUCUUCUAAAACAUAUUAUUCAUUUGUGUAACGAUGCUACGCUUAGGCCUAAAUGGGUGAUGAAGUUAAAUUGCGAAAUUCCAGUUCAGUGGAAUGUUUGUAUUAGGCAAGUAAUAUCUAUACUUUAAGACCUAAGCAAAGUUUCAGGAUUUAGUGAUUAGUGCAGUGACAUUCAGAUGUUUAUCUGAAACAAAACAUAUUUUGAAAUUGGACUUUAUGAGUUGAUACGACAUUUGAUUUUUUUUGUUUAAAAAAUUCUGAUAUGGCAAAAGUAAUAGAUAGCUUAGAAUGCGGAAAAUGUGGUGAGAUCUUCCAUCAGUUGGAGGUGUUCAUUAAACACAAAAUGUCCAAUUGCACAGCAAAAGAGGAUGAGGAAGAAGAUUCUGAUACGAAAACAAAAAAGCCAGUUAAAAAAAGUGAAGGAAGCAUGAAAGGUGUCAGCAGAAUGAGUAAAGGUAUUGAAAAAGCAAAGAAUAUGAACCGAGUGAGCCCAAAAUUCUUACCCAAGAAAUCCAAAUUAAUGAUGCUUGAAUCAGAAUCUCCCAAGCUCAAGGGUGUCACUGGAUACUUGUGGAAAAAACGUCUCCUGCAAGAGCAGCAAAAGCAGCUAAUGCGGGCUAAGCGCAAGUCCAUGAUGUCUGAGGAAGAACCUUUUGAUCCAGUGGGAGAUUCCUCUGACUCUGAUUCCAGCCUCAUAGGAGAGCGAUGUGGACAAUGCUCUGGAUGUCUUAUGGAAGAAGAUUGUAUGGAGUGUGAAGUGUGUCUGCGAAAGAUGGAAGAUCCAGAUGUUGAUGAUUUGUGCAUCAUGAGGGAAUGUACUGCAGAAGCUGAUGGUGAAGUAUACAAAGUAGAAAAAAUUGUUGCAAAACGAUUUCGACAUGGGCGUUUUGAAUACCUCAUUAAAUGGAAAGGAUAUUCUAGUGCUGAGAAUACUUGGGAACCUAAGGAGAAUAUCCUAAGUCCUGCUCUUUUAGAGGAUUUUGAAAGAAGACAGAGAAUGAUGUCAAAGCGAUCACCACAAAACAUGCAUGGAAUGCCAAGGAAGAGGAAAAAGUUUUAUUAUACAGAAUCCAGUGAUGACUCUAGUCAUGAUGAAACGCGUGCUUCCAGAAUGUUUUCUCCGGCAACAGCUUUGGAUGCCCAACGAGGCCGUUCCAGCAAGAAGGCUGCCAUGAACUUCAUCAAGACUGUAUGCAAAAAAGGGCGGCGUCCCAGUCCAGAAGUUCUCCAUGUUCCAACAUUAUCAUCUGAUUCUGAGUCAAGGUCGCCUUCUCCAGAAUUGUCUAAAAAAAAGAUAAUUAUUGAAGUACCUGACCCUAAAGAGAAGGGAAAAUAUAUCCGAGUAAAAGGUGAAGCUAGGAAGAUAAAAUUUCUUAAAGACUGUGAUCUACAACCUGUUGUGGAUCUUGGUAAACCUGUUCCAAAUAAUGAUGAGGACAUACAAGCUUUAGUCUUUGAGGAUAUUGUUCAAAGGCGGGUUGCUAAAUUGAGGGAAAAGGAGAUGCAGAAACGAAUUGGAGAAGCAAAACAGAAGCCAACUGGUCUUCACAAGGCUCGAGGCAAUGAAUUUUCUCCAAAAAUUGUUACCCCUGUUAAGACAAUUUCUUCUAAAGUUGGGGAGACUAAAUUUGGUAAACUGCUUGAAUAUGGUGCUGAAAAGAAAAAGCGUAUUGGCUACCAGCAGAAAAUUGAGAGUCUAAUGGAAAAGAAUGCUGAAGACAUGGAGACAACAUUAGAUGACUUCGAUGAUAGUGGAGAUUUCAAAACUCUAGCAGAAUUGAGGGAAAGUCUUCGACAGAAUGCAAAGAAGGAAGAGAAGACUAUUGCCAAACCAAAGGUAUCAUCUCCUACACCUAAGGCAGGUGCCAGGAAGAACUUCCCCAGGCCUCUGAAACCAAAGGGAGCCCUUUCAACCCAGCCAUCCACUCAGAACAUAGGAGGAGUUUCUAACCCAGUAGUUGGUGUUAAAGGAAAAGAUUCAACAAACGAAAGAGUGUUUGUAGUUAUGCCUGAUGGAAGUAUGGUGGAAGUAAGCACUGCUAAAACAGAUUCUAAUGUACCAAAGGCACCUGUGGAAACAACUCAGAAGAAGAUAUUGCCCAAGGAAAAAACCAAAGCAGUCAGCAAAUCUGUGAUUCCACUCUCUAAGAAAACAAGUAGUCAAGUGACUUUGGAAGAUUGCACAGGAGAUGCCAUUGAUGAUAGUAAAACCCUGAAACUACCCAAUACUCUACAGUUAGUACAAAGUGAACUCCCUCUGUCUGAGGCAGAGAACAACAGCAAGCUGAUUGGAAUGUUCCUCUUUCGGCAGGUCAUUUCCCCCAAUGAUCCAUCACAAAAAUGUCUUCUUUGCCCCAACAAGAACACUUUUCGAGAAUUGGUAGACCUUGAGAAGCACUAUAGCCAGGUCCACGAACUAGCCUCACAGACAUUCAAAGCAGAGUUCAGUGAAAACAUAGUCUUUGUAUGUGUUCCACCUGAUGUUACAGAAUCAACAACACUUAACUCUAUUUGCCGCUUCUGCGACAUCACCCUCAAGAAUCUCUCCGAAGUGAGAUCACAUUACCCAACAUCCCACAACAAGGUCGUCCGGCUUGUGCAGGAGCGGGAGGUAACGGAACUAAGUAGUUCCCUUUUUUGCUCCAUUUGCUCUGAAAUGUCAAAAGAUUUCACGGAACAUCAUGCUCACAUGAAGGCCGUCCAUCGUAUGCAAACUUAUGUCUGCAAGUACUGUAAUUUUGUUACUUCGAGGGCUAAUCGGCUGAAGAGUCACGUCAAACAGAAACACAUCUCUGGUGGAGUGGACUUGACUCCGACUAUUUUAGGAGCCAAAGGAUCCAAAAUCAAACUGAAGUGCCCUGUGUGCCAUUUAUUUAUCAAUGGCAAGGUGAAUUUAGAUCAACAUAUCCUGCUAGCACAUUCAGUUCAGACAGGUCCUGAAACUUGGUCUUGUGCCAAGUGCCUUAAGCCUUGUGGUUCAGCAAAAGACUUCACUGUACACGUGUUUUCAUGCACUUCUAACCGAGGAGGAGAUCGUAACAUUCAGUACAAACCAACUUUUGUAAAGCAGACUACUUGCAUUUACAAAUGCAAUCAGUGUUCUGCUACUUACAUUUCAGAGAAACUCAUUAAGAAACACUUGUCAGAAUCUAAACACAGUCAAGGUUUUGAGGUGGUCCGACAAGUGGAAGCAGAUGAGGGGCCCAAACAGAACUGCUUCUUAUGUGAUAAAACUUUUCCAAGUCCCAAACUCUACGAAAAGCAUCUUGUUCAUGUUCAUAUGGAAUGGGUGGAGAGGAAGGGAGUAGAGCACAAUGAUGGAACCAAUCCAGACGAUGUCAUCAACACUUCUCUGCAAAUGGAGGAGGUGCCCACUCAAGAAGAGUUGGCUGACAUCUCUUUUCCAUCAAAAAUAGGCCAUUAUUGCCAUAUAUGUGACACUGUGAUCGCCAGUUAUCCUCUGUACUACCUACAUAUGCAGGACCUUCAUGUGACAGAAAAAUGUUUCCGAUGUGUGAUUACAUCCUGCCGCAAAACUUUUACUAGCCCCUCAGAAUUUGAACAACACAUCCAAUCACAUCCACAGGACAUGGUACAUAAUUGCAGCAUUUGUGAUGCCACUUUUGUUGACCAAGAAGAACUGAAGGAACACAAUCUGUCAGUCGAGCAUGGAAGUCGUUACAUGAAGAUGCAUGAAAAAUGUCGACCAAGUGGCAUUGAGGCUAGGAAUUAUCAAUGCAAGGUGUGUCAGACAUGGUUCGGUUUACGCCAUUAUCUCAUUCAGCACAUGGAGACAGACAAUCAUGACUACAAAUGCCAGAAGUGUGGCCUCCAGUAUCUUCAGCCAGGAUCACGCCGAUUACAUAUACAACAAGUGCACCCAGACAUUGCAACAACAUGCGAAUUUUGUGGAUUGAAAAUGCAGAGCACACAGGCUGUAUGGGGACACUUGAAGACACAUGGCAUCGUGCAUGAAUGCCAAAGUUGUCAUCGGCGUUUCUUGCACAAGGAACAAGUUAAUACACAUAUGGAAACACAUGAUCCUCCUGUGCAAUGUCCUUGGGAAGGUUGCUCUCGACAUUUGGUCACCAAAAUUAGUCUUUACUUUCAUUUGAAAACACACAGAGGUGAUGAAGAUCACAAGUGCCCUUAUUGUCAAAAAGGUUUUAUGAAAGAAAAAUUGCUGGAAGCACAUAUCAAAACUCAUGAAACAGAAGUUUCUAAAACCGAAGAAACAGAAGCAAAAGUGGCAUCCGCAGCUGUUGCCAUGGAUGAAUCAAAUGAAGCUGAGCUCAUACAGUUGAUAUGUGCUGGUUGUGACCAAGGUUUUGAUGAUGAAGACCAAUUUGCUGGGCAUGAUUGCAAAGUUUCAAAACAAUCCUCGAUAACUGAUAUUGUUCCGAAUCAAAAAUAUUCCAGUAAUAAAGAGGAGAAUGAAAGACCAUCAGGAAAUGAAGAUCCCAAAAAUUCUGAUAAUGAUCUUCUCUCAUCAGUGUUAGAAAACACUGAUGACCUUCAGCUUCUUCAAGAAGAGGGCACUUUGAAAUCCGAUGAGUGUAAACCAUUGGAGGUAUCAUCAGAAAACAACCAAGAUAUCAGCGAGAAAAAUCUUCAGCUGGAAACAGAAGUUUCGAAUGGAAGUGAUGAAAGAAAAGAUUUCAUAGAUGGUGUUCUUUCGAUAUCCAACCAAGAAAGUAAUGACGCUUCUUCUGCACAGUUUGACGAUCUUUCUAAUGAAAUGGUUCUCGCUCUGGAAAAAAAUGAAGUGAUGACUCUGGAGGAUUCAGAAUCUGCUGACCAUCAGGCAGAUUUGAGUCAAGAUUUCUCAUUGGAUAGUGAUGGUAAGCCAGAAGAUGAGCAAAACUUAUCUAGUAGCAUGCAAGAAGAGACAACAGAUGUCCUCGACUCUGAAAAUAAAUUAGCUGACAAGUACAUGGAAGUACCAGCAGAUGAGGAAUUCCCUACAACCGCAGAAUCUGUCGAACAAGAGACUAUGUCGGAAGAUAGAGAUGCAAAAGAAGCAGAUAUCGAAUCAGAAACAGAACACAGAACAGUGAUGAUGGUUGUUUCUGACCAUCAAGAUGAGGGUCAGGAAAUGGAGUUGGAACUUCCAGACGAUCCGUCAUAUGCAGGUGCAACUUUGUUGAAAGUUCCAACCUCAGAUGGGAAACAGGUACUUCUCAUCCCCUUCAGCAGUGCAGAUGGAACAGUCUCUCUGCAAUUGCCUCCAGGCAUGACCUUGGAAGGGGCAGAUGGCACUCAUGGACAGAACAUUCAAGUUGCCCUUGAAGGGGCCGGGACCAUCGAUGAAAAUGGAGUAGGGACCGAGCCCAGGUAUCUUCAUGUGCCUGUAGAAGGGGAGGUUAUAAAUGAAUUGCUACAAAAUGAGCAAGACAUGCAAGUGCACGAAAAAUUGACUGCUGAUUCCAUAGUGUCAGAAAACAGCAUCUCUUCAUUGUAAUAUUGUGAAAUGUUUUUGUAAUUGAUCAAAACACAAUAAUGUAUUGAAAAUAUUGUUAACAUACAGAUUUUACAGUGUUAAAAAAAAUUCUUUUGAGUUAGUCAUUGAAAUUGCCAUUUCAUCUCUUUUAUGUUAGUUAAUUGCAGUUUUUGUUCAAAAUUUAUCAAAACAGAAUAAAUAAUAUGUCAUUAUGGACAUAAAAUAAGUUUGAAAAUGAAUUCUUAAUCAAACUUCAUCUUUAUUUAUCAAACUAAAAACUCAGAUUUAAGAUUUUGGGUGUUAAAAAUAUUCAACUGCGGAAGGUUUCCUCCAGUUUAUAUGAAAUAAAUUAUGUGUAUAUAAGGUAUGCCCAAAUUAAAAAAGGGGUUUAAUUAUAUCUAAAGAAUUUUUAAUUAUAAUGGAAUGCUUGUGCAUAAUGGACAUUUUUUCAUUACAAUACAUGGGAAAGGAUAGUUUUAUGUAAUCUUAUAAAUUUCUGAUUGAUCCAGUUUUCUAAAAUCCAAUUGUCAGAGGUAAGCGUUUGGCUUUUAAAUUAUUGUAUUCACAUAUUGAAUCACAUGAAAAUAAUGAAACUAUAAGCAGAAUUCCCCUCUGGCCACAUAUGGGUUAAUGUCCUAAGCCACCCAUUCCCCAUCAACCUUUUGUGUGUGUGUGUCUGUUUAGUUCUCAGUAAUCACAUUAAGCAUUAAUUGUAUCUGCAUAUACCAACCAGUCAAUGGGUGGAAUUCUUUUGUCAGAAAAGAAACCAAACAGUACUUUUAUUGGCAGAGUGAACUGAAGGGGAGCCUUGAUGUCAUCUGUUUAUAUUGUAUUUGCGAACAAUCUCGUAACAAAAAUCUCUUACUUAUUUGGGCUUGCCUUAUAGUUACUUCUCAUUUGUAACCAUCUGUAAUUUUCUGUUCUAAGUGAGAGGACCUUUCAUCUGUUUCUGUAAAAUCGCUUACAUGGAAAAAAUCCACUCAUCUUGCAUUUGGCAAAGAGCAUUGUAUAUAUGAAUCUUGUUGCAAAUAUUUUAGUUUCUAGGGUUAUUUUUUAAGCAGCAUCCACAAAAAUGGACAAUGCAAAGAUUGGAACACAAACAUUGCCAUCUUCUAAGUUGCAGCAUUUUGCAAUGCCUUAAGCUAUAGUUGUCUGAGUUUUUAAGGAUAACUUUUAUUAGUUAAACCUUGGUAAUUUUAGUUGUAAAAUUUUUACCAUUUCUGUGGUUAUUUUAUUUUAUUUUAUUUUAUCUUGUUGAAAAAUCAGUUCUGGUUGAGAUGUUCUUCCUCUUCAAAUUUUCAAUGGACUAAAAUAUUUGUACUCUUGUUUAUAGUGUAAAUAUUCAUGUAAAUGUUGAAAAAUAAAUAUUCCACACUUUCCUUAUUCCAUUUGUCUCAACAUAAAAUUGUUAAAUUUUCUCUUUACAUGCCUCGUUGGUUUUAGUAUUAAUUUUAAAUUUUGUGUAGGUAAAUGAAUAUGCAUAUUGAGUGUAUUUCAAAAUUUUAUCUCUAUUAAGAGAUGUGUAAUUUCUUGCAUCCUACAAAAUAUUGGGCUUGGUAAAUCUAAUUAUUUUGUAAAUUUCAUAUUUUUCUUUUCUCUAAGAGAUUUGAAGUGUAAAUUUAUAUUUUAAAAUACUUUGAAAUUAUUAAUCAAUUAGUUUCAAACUGGUAAGAUUUUCUUAAAGAGAAAAUUCUGCCACCAAAAUUUGUAAUUUGUCCUUCUACCCUUGCAGUAGAAUUUAUCAAGAAUUUGUGUCAACUUAUUCUUACUCGUAGGGUUCGGGCAAUUAACUAGAUUUUGUAUAGUUAUUAGCUGCUAUCAAUUAAGUUAACUGGACCAUAAGAAUAUCAAAUGUUUCAGCGAUGUGCCCCCUUAAAUGAAGAUGGGAGACGUGCUUAUGAAGGGUUGAUAAAGAUUUUAAAUGCAUUGUUUGGACAAUUAUCACUUAAUUGCCCAACAUGGUACGCAAUUUUAAGAAAACGAAGUCGUCGUCUUUUUUUUUUUUUU